Messenger RNA from Caretta caretta (loggerhead turtle), 966 nucleotides. RefSeq names its product olfactory receptor 51G2-like. NCBI's taxonomy places the organism in Eukaryota, Metazoa, Chordata, Testudines, Cheloniidae. Gene Ontology annotation, molecular function: G protein-coupled receptor activity; olfactory receptor activity. Gene Ontology annotation, cellular component: plasma membrane. The record is from RefSeq and is a predicted model, not a curated record. Gene Ontology annotation, biological process: G protein-coupled receptor signaling pathway.
UCAGAACUCCUCGGACCUGCCCAGUACAUUAUGUCAGCUGUCAAUGACACCAAAUCCAACUCUAUAGUGUUCCUUCUCACUGGCAUACCUGGGCUGAAAGACGUCCAUCUCUGGAUCUCUAUCCCCUUCUUUUUAAUGUAUAUUAUUUCAGUAGUAGGAAAUUCAGUCAUUCUGUUCAUUAUAAAAACAGAUCCAAGCCUCCAUGAGCCCAUGUACAUUUUCCUUUCUAUGUUGUCCAUCACGGACCUUGGCUUAUCCAUAGCCACCAUGCUGACAACACUGGGCACAUUCUUGUUUAACUCUAGGGAGAUCAGCCUCGAUGCUUGUUUCACCCAGCUGUUCUUCAUCCACUCGCUUUCAAAAAUUGAAUCCUCCAUGCUCCUGUUGAUGGCCUUUGACCGCUUCAUCGCGAUCCGUAACCCACUGAGAUAUACCUCCAUCUUAACCCUGCCAAGAAUAGCCAAGAUGGGACUGGUGCUUGUACUAAGAGGGAUGGCUGUAAUACUCCCACACCCCUUUCUCCUGAAACAAUUCCAAUACUGUCGAGCCAAUGUCCUCUCCCAUUCCUACUGCCUGCACCAAGAUGUUAUGAAGAGGGUGGGUUCAGACAUCAGAGUCAACUACAUCUAUGGGUUGUUUCUUACAUUCUUCACGGUGGGGCUGGAUUCACUGCUCAUCUUUCUCUCGUAUGUGAUGAUCCUCAAAACAGUGCUGAGCAUCACAUCCCACAGGGAGUGCCUCAGAGCCCUGAACACCUGCAUCUCCCUCCUCUGUGCCGUCCUGCUCUUCUACACACCAGAGAUUGGCCUUGCUGUGAUACACAGAUUUGGGAAUAGCUCUUCUCACUUGCUUCAGAUUCUCCUGGGCUACGUCUCCCUGCUUGUCCCGCCCCUGAUUAAUCCAAUUGUGUACAGCGUGAAAAGCAAACAUCUUCGUGCCAGGAGAAUCAGGGUGUUCGUCAAGUGA